Fundulus heteroclitus (mummichog) is the source of this 2140-nucleotide messenger RNA. It is a transcript of the gene gjb3, whose product is annotated as connexin 35.4. The transcript has 2 exons. Lineage: Eukaryota; Metazoa; Chordata; Actinopteri; Cyprinodontiformes; Fundulidae. The coding region runs from base 289 to 1155 and encodes 288 amino acids. Gene Ontology annotation, cellular component: connexin complex. Gene Ontology annotation, biological process: cell communication. The record is from RefSeq and is a predicted model, not a curated record.
GGAAAGGAGAGAGAAACAUCUAUGGCAGCAGCUUCAGUCUUUCACAUUUUUUCUUUGACCACACCCAAAGGAGCAUUUCCCUCUGCGCUCCUCCACCUGUCCACGGGAGCCAAAUCUCUGCGUCUGCGUCAACACAUCGGAACGAAGCUCAAGCAAAACGGAAUAAAGUCGAAUUAAAUGAGCUGGGGACUCUUUGGAUAUGCUAUGGAUUGAAACAAGUCUAAAAAGAAACAAUAACCAUCAAGCGAAGAUUAUCAGACAACAGAUAUUUAACUUCAAGUCAGCAACAUGGACUGGAAGACCUUCCAAGCCCUCCUCAGUGGAGUGAACAAAUACUCUACUGCGUUUGGACGGAUAUGGCUGUCGGUGGUGUUCGUGUUCAGGGUGAUGGUGUACGUGGUGGCAGCUGAGCGGGUAUGGGGCGACGAGCAGAAAGACUUUGACUGCAACACUAAGCAGCCUGGCUGCGCCAACGUCUGCUACGAUCACUUCUUCCCCAUCUCCCACGUCCGCCUGUGGGCUCUACAGCUCAUCUUCAUCACGUGCCCUUCCUUCAUGGUGGUCAUGCAUGUGGCGUACCGCGAGGACCGGGAGCGAAAGCACCAGGCAAAGUUUGGGGAUGACAAAAAGCUGUACACCAACACCGGCAAGAAACACGGCGGGCUGUGGUGGACCUAUCUGAUCAGCCUUUUCGUCAAAACGGGCAUUGAGAUUGCCUUCCUCUACAUCCUGCACCACAUCUACAACAGCUUCUAUCUGCCGAGGGUUGUCAAGUGCGAGGUGAGUCCCUGUCCCAACAUUGUGGACUGCUACGUUGGUCACCCAACGGAGAAGAAGGUCUUCACCUACUUCAUGGUCGGUGCUUCAGCCCUCUGCAUCAUCCUGAACAUAUGCGAGAUAAUCUAUCUCGUCUCCAAGAGAGUCGCACGGAUUGCCAACAAGAUCAAAAGGCAUAAUCGUACCAAGCAUUUUCAACACGACGACUACACCAACGACAACUUCAACAACUACAACAUGAUUGCGCCAAAGGAAAAGAUGGCGGAUAAGCCUCCGUCCUUCAAGAACGUCUGCAAGUCGCCGCCACGGCUGGAGGUACUCAGGACAGAUCCAAUGAUACGGGCCUCUGCUCCCAACCUGUCCUAUCAAUGCUCAUGAAUAAAGACAGGCCAAAGCUCAAGAGCUGAGAGUUGCUUUGGCUGGAUCCAAGGUUACAAACCUUACGAAAAAUAAGAAUCAGACCCGUGAGCCAAACUGCAGUAUGUCUCAGAGCCGGGAAGCCGAGUCACCGGUACAUUGAGUCUCCAUCUAGAACUCAAGGAAACGUUUGAACCUUGGUUUCCAAGUCAACACCCACAAUAUUUGCAAGUCAUCUAUUAAAUUUAAGUUUUAUUUUUUGGCAAUAUGUGGUUGUCCUUUUUUGGAUGAGGUAAAUGUUAUUGUGGCAUUUCAGCUUUUAUGAUUUUUCAAACAAAACAGCAAAGGUUCUCUCAGCCUUUCUUCUGAUCUGAGUUUUGACAUGGGGAGGAAGGGAAAUUAGUGUUACACAAGAAGCAGAGACACACCUGGUCGAGGUAUUCAUCAUUCCAGCCCGUUCCUACAGUGGUGUGUCAGACUCUGCGUUUGUAACCGAGGAUUUAUUCAUCCCUUACAUACGGGUUUUUUUUAAAUUCUAUUUACACUGAAAAUAUGCCCUUUGUCAUGAUUUCAUUAUAAGUCAGAGGAAAAAGGGUUUGAGUGUUUGUUUCAGAGUGCAUUGAGAAAUUACUUUUAAGUGUCCAGAGAUGAGCUUUUUGGAUCUUCACAGAUAAACCCAAACACAUGAACAAAGUGCAUUGGUUCUGUAAUUUAUGUUUUUUACACCCCUGCUCGCUUUCAGGUUUGUGCUGCCUUGACUCCUUGUGUUUUGACGUGUUUGUACACAACCUCGCCUGAUCCAAGAACACUGUUGAUUUAAAACGGCCCAAAGGAAUGCUGCUGUUUAAUUCUGGCUGUAGUGCUGAAUCAUGCUGGACAAAACCUGACCGACCUGGACGCAGCUCGUGGAACUGAGACAGUCCAAUCUGGACGGCACAUGGAAAUGUAUUAAUUGCAGCUGCUGUUAAUAUUCAUAAUUUUUUAUAAAACUGUAAAUAUUUGAAAA